This is a messenger RNA of Microcebus murinus (gray mouse lemur), 1885 nucleotides long. Lineage: Eukaryota; Metazoa; Chordata; Mammalia; Primates; Cheirogaleidae. The record is from RefSeq and is a predicted model, not a curated record.
CCUUCCUCUCCGUUCGGCCAUUUUGUCCCAGUCAGUCCCAAGGCUGCGGCUGCAGAGGAGCUGCUUGCGGAUAAACUGCAAAGAUGCUGUCCGUGCGCGUCGCUGCGGCCGUGGCCCGCGCCCUCCCUCGGCGGGCGGGGCUGGUCUCCAGAAAUGCUUUGGGUUCAUCUUUCAUUGCUGCAAGGAACCUCCAUGCCUCUCAUACUCAUCUUCAGAAGACUGGCGCUGCUGAGAUGUCUUCUAUUCUUGAAGAGCGUAUUCUUGGGGCUGAUACCUCUGUUGACCUUGAAGAGACUGGGCGUGUCUUAAGCAUUGGUGAUGGUAUUGCCCGUGUACAUGGGCUGCGGAAUGUUCAAGCAGAAGAAAUGGUAGAAUUCUUCGGCUUAAAGGGUAUUUCUCUGAACUUGGAACCUGACAAUGUUGGUGUUGUCGUGUUUGGCAAUGAUAAACUAAUUAGGAAGGAGAUAUUUGUGAAGAGGACAGGAGCCAUUGUGGAUGUUCCAGGUGAGGAGCUGUUGGGUCGUGUAGUAGAUCCCUGGUAAUGCAUUGAUGGAAAGGGUCCAGUUGGUUCUAACCGUAGGCGAGUUGGCCUGAAAGCCCCUGGAAUCAUUCCUCGAAUCUCUGUGCGGGAACCAAUGCAGACUGGCAUUAAGGCUGUGGAUAGCUUGGUGCCAAUUGGUCGUGGUCAGCGUGAGCUGAUCAUUGGUGACAGACAGACUGGUAAAGACCCAAGCAUUAAAAUCUUCAAUUCUAUUGACACAAUCAUUAACCAGAAACGAUUCAAUGAUGGAACUGAUGAAAAGAAGAAGCUGUACUUCUAUGUUGCAUUGUCAAAGAGGUCCACCGUUGCUCAGUUGGUGAAGAGACUUACAGAUGCAGAUGCCAUGAAGUACAAUGUGGUGUCAGCUACAGCUUCUGAUGCUGCCCCACUUCAGUACCGUCCUUACUCUGGCUGUUCCAUGGGAGAGUAUUUAGAGAUAAUCAAACAUGCUUUGAUCAUCUAUGACGACUUAUCCAAACAGAAUUUAACAACCCUUUUCUGUACCAUAGCUGUUGCUUACCGCCAGAUGUCUCUGUUGCUCCCGACCCCUGGUCGUGAGGCCUAUCCUGGGGUGUUCUACCUGCACUCCCGGUUGCUGGAGAGAGCAGCCAAGAUGAACGAUGCUUUUGGUGUGGCUUCCUUGAGCUUACCAGUCAUAGAAACACAGGCUGGUGAUGUGUCUGCUAACAUUCCAACAAAUGUCAUUUCCAUCACAGAUGGACAGAUCUUCUUGGAAACAGAAUUGUUCUACAAGGGUAUCCGUCCUGCCAUUAAUGGUUGUUCUGUGUCUCGUGUCGUCGCUGCCCAAACCAGGGCUAUGAAGCAGGUGGCAGGUACCAUGAAGCUGGAAUGUCAGUAUCGUGAGGUUGCUGCUUUUGCCCAGUUCGGUUCUGACCUCGAUGCUGCCACUCAACAACUCUUGAGUCGUGGUGUGCGUUUGACUGAGUUGCUGAAGCAAGGACAAUAUUCUCCCAUGGCUAUUGAAGAACAAGUGGCUGUUAUCUAUGCAGGUGUAAAAGGAUAUCUUGAUAAAUUGGAGCCCAGCAAGAUCACAAAGUUUGAGAACGCUUUCUUGUCUCAUGUUGUCAGCCAGCACCAAAGCCUGUUGAGCACUAUCAAGGCUGAUGGAAAGAUCACAGAAGAGUCAGAUGCAAAGCUGAAAGAGAUUGUAACAAACUUCGUGGCUGGAUUUGAAGGAUAAACUCCUAUGGAUUUACAUCUGUUGCUAGUUUGGUUUGUCAUUAUUUCUUCUAGUAAAUCAGUUCCAUUUGUAAAAGUAUUACUGUCAAACUCCUGAUGUACAGAAAUCACGUUAAAAAUAAAAGUUCCAUAUUGUGUGGUAGA